CUACAAUUUAUGGACAACCCAAAUACUCUUUAAAGUUUUAUUCCGGUUUGUUUCACUUUUAGCCGGAUUAAAAAGGCUUUUUGGACCACAAGAGACAAGAAAAAUAAAAAUAAAAAACAAAUUCUUUUAGUUGAUUAAGGUGAUUGUUUAGCAAUAUGGCCGAAUCUUCAGACUCUUUACAAAAAGAAAGAAAAAUGACGUCUGGGCCUAACUUUUCAGCUUCUGUUGUAAGAAAGUCAGCAGCCGCUGCCAACAUACCACCUGCAAAUAAUUCAAUGAAGAUGAUGUCAUUUGAAAAUAAACAACGACGCCCUAAUCGUAUUCAUAGACGCUCUGUAUCUGUAUCAUCAACAGACAGUUACAGUUCAGCAAGUUAUUCAGAUGCAAGUUAUUCAUCAGAUGAUGAGGAUGGUGGUUUAAAUCCAAGAGAAAAAGAACAGUCAAACUCCAGUGGGCAGUCAGAUUUUUGCAUACGUAAUAUCAAAUUGUCAGAUUUUGGGCGAAGAGAAAUUGAAAUAGCCGAACAAGAAAUGCCUGGAAUCGUGCUUUUAAGAAAGAGAAAUCAUAAUGAAAAGCCUCUAGAAGGAGCUCGGAUUGUUGGUUGCACACAUAUUACUGCUCAAGCAGCAGUAUUAAUAGAAACACUUUCUGCACUGGGUGCGCAAGUUAGAUGGUGUGCUUGUAAUAUAUAUUCCACACAGAAUGAAGUAGCAGCUGCGCUUGCUGAAUCAGGUUAUCCAAUUUUUGCAUGGAAAGGUGAAUCUGAGGAAGAUUUUUGGUGGUGUAUCGAAAAAUGCAUAACAUAUCCAGCAUGGACACCGAAUUUGAUUUUAGAUGAUGGUGGAGAUGCAACACACUUGAUGCUUAAAAAGUAUCCUUCUAUUUUUAAUCAGUUAAAAGGAAUUGUCGAAGAAAGUGUUACUGGUGUUCAUAGAUUGUAUCAAUUAUCUAAAGCACAAACAUUGUCGAUCCCAGCCAUGAAUGUUAAUGAUUCAGUGACUAAGACAAAGUUUGAUAACCUAUAUUGCUGUCGUGAAUCUAUACUAGACAGUUUGAAGCGCACUACAGAUGUCAUGUUUGGUGGAAAACAAGUUUUGAUUUGUGGGUAUGGUGAGGUUGGCAAAGGUUGCUGUCAAGCUCUAAAAGGUCUUGGUGCUGUUGUUUAUGUCACUGAAGUUGAUCCUAUAUGUGCACUUCAAGCAUGUAUGGAUGGUUUUCGUGUAGUUCGAAUUGAAGAGUCCAUUAAGAUAAUUGAUAUCCUAAUAACAUGCACCGGUAAUAAGCACGUCGUUCGAAGAGAACACUUGGAUAGACUUAAAAAUGGCUGCAUUGUUUGUAACAUGGGACAUUCAAACACUGAAAUUGAUGUUGGAAGUUUGAGAACACCUGAUUUAACAUGGGAAAAGGUUCGCACUCAAGUUGAUCAUAUUGUUUGGCCUGAUGGAAAAAGAAUCACUCUGCUGGCAGAGGGUCGUUUGGUAAACCUAAGUUGUUCUAGUGUUCCUUCUUUUGUGUUAUCUAUCACAGCCACAACACAAGCAGUUGCACUUAUUGAACUCUUCCGUGCUCCAUUUGGGCGUUAUCAAAAUGAUGUAUAUCUGCUUCCAAAAAAAAUGGAUGAAUACGUAGCUGCACUUCAUCUCCCAUCAUUUGAUGCUCAUUUAACAGAGCUUACAGAUGACCAAGUAAAAUACUCAGGAGUUAGUAAAACAGGACCAUUCAAACCGCACUAUUACCGAUAUUAAAUGGAUGCUUGUGAUUGUUUGGCAACUGUCAUUACUAACUUCAAUAGAACUAUAAACUAAAAUAUGGAUGACUAUCCUUAUUCGCUAAAUAAUCUAGAUAAAAAUUUAGUAUAGUAGCUGGUUUGCGUAUAUUCUAGAAAAACGAAAACUUACAGAAUUUAUAUCAGUAAAAAUUAAGUUAUUUAUAAAAUUGCAUCAUAGCCA
Molecule: messenger RNA, 1949 nt
Organism: Hydra vulgaris (swiftwater hydra)
Lineage: Eukaryota; Metazoa; Cnidaria; Hydrozoa; Anthoathecata; Hydridae
Product: S-adenosylhomocysteine hydrolase-like protein 1
Biological process (GO): L-methionine cycle
Cellular component (GO): cytosol
Source: RefSeq, a predicted model, not a curated record